Molecule: messenger RNA, 2865 nt
Organism: Dictyostelium purpureum
Lineage: Eukaryota; Evosea; Eumycetozoa; Dictyosteliales; Dictyosteliaceae
Exons: 2
Coding region: 1-2865 (954 amino acids)
Cellular component (GO): cytoplasm
Molecular function (GO): guanyl-nucleotide exchange factor activity
Source: RefSeq, a predicted model, not a curated record
AUGAUAGAUCAAAGUGAAAUAAGUAAUACUCCAAGUAUUAGUGUAUCAAGAGUAGGGAUGCUGGGAUACGACAGUGUGGGUAGUGGGAGUGGUCAAAAUAUGAUGGAUGAUACAGCUAGUAACAUUAGUGGUAGCGUUAGUAGUUUUUAUACCAGAUCAUCGAUGAAGAAUAGAAAUUUAAUAUUAAGUAAUGGCAAUAGCAGUGUCAGAAGUAAUCAUAGCAAUAAUAAUAAUCAGUCUCCUGAAAAACCAAAAAAGAAAUUUGGAAUUUUACAUCAUUCAAUUCAUUUUUCAAGUAUAGGAGGGUUGUUUUCAAUGCAAAAUCUUCCAAAUCAAAAAUCAUUCACAGAUUUAGGCCAAAAAAUAUUUCAUGGUAAAGGAAUAAGGAAGCUAAGAUCGAUGAAACGAAGAAGGAAUGCAAAGAAAUCAACAAAGUCUUAUGCUAGACGUAAGAAGAUUAGUCAGUUAAUGAAUUCAAAGUGGGCAAUGAUUGUGAUGAUAGUGGCAACCAUUUAUCUCUUGUAUAUUGAUGAUUUGCUUUUAACAACUUUGGCACCCAAUACAUCAGCAUCCUAUAAUAUAGUCUCUGUAAUCAAAGUUAUUGUAUUUUUAAUUUUUGUAAUCGAUAUGAUAUUUCAAAUAUAUGUUCAACGUUUAAAUUAUGUGUUGACAUUGUUCUUCCCCAUCGAUUUAGUUUCCAUCGCUUCUUUGGUACCCGAUGUAAUUGGUUAUAUUUUUGGUUUAACCAGUAUUGUAUAUGCACUCAAUAGUUUGUCCAUCUCAAGAACUGCUCGUGUCGCUAGAAUGGCCUCUCGUUUAUCAAGAAUAGCAAGAAUUAUAAACUUUUUCGAUGUUUUUCAGUGUGGUAAAAGAGUACAAGAAAAGAAUAAAAAUGAAAUUCAGUUAUCAGUCGAGCCUAGCACCAUUGGUAAGAAGCUUUUAUCUAAAACUUCACACAAGAUCGUGGUAAUGUGUUUGUUGAUUGUAUUAAUCACCAUUUUGACAUCACCCACACUGGAUCAACAUAAAUACUUUUUUUCAAUUCUAGAGUUAUUGGUUAUAUCAGCCACACAAAAUGGUCUUGCAUCACCAGCAUUCCAAGCAGCAUUCAAUGAUAUUCAAGAAAAUAGAGAUACUGUCGAUUUAUUGUACCUCAAUAUCAACAAUACAUUGGUUUAUCAGUCACCAAUCGAUACAGAUCUCUGGUACCCAAGUUAUAUCAUCAAAAUCGAUAGUGAUAAUAAUGAAAUGUGGGUUAAUAAUCAACGUAACGAACAAAUUUUAGCUGCUCUUAGUAUAACGAUGACAACAUGUUUAAUCAUCAUUCUUUGUGUUGGUACCUUGUUAAUUUCAUAUGAUUUCCAAAAAUUAGUAAUCAAACCAAUCGAAAGAAUGAUAUCCCUUAUAAAGAAAAUUAGUUCAAUGGAUAGAGGUUAUGGCAGCGAUUACGACGAUUCUGAUCAAGAUGAAUACACUGGUGGUGCAGAUGGUGUCGAUGAUGAGGGAGGUGAUGCCCAAAUGGCCGAUAUGGAAGUUGGAGGUUUCAGUAGUGGUGGUGAAUCUGAUUUCGAAAGCUUUGGUGAUUAUGGAACUGAGGAGCAUGAAACUGAAAUCUUAGUUGAAGUUUUAACAGAUUUAGCAUCAAAAAAAAUGAAUAAUUUUAAUAAAGAACAACAGGCACAAGAAGCAAAGCAACAGGUUAUAAAUGGAUUAAAUUAUUUGGUUGCAGGUAUCAAAGCAUAUUCACAAAGAAAACAUUAUAAUGGCGAAUUAAAGGUUUAUUCAAGAAGAGGUAGAAUCGUUAAAGAGUUAUUAACUACAGAGCAAUCUUAUGUAAAUUCAUUAAAUAUUGCAGUUGAACACUUUUUAAUUCCAAUUAGAACCAAUAGUCAUAUUUCGAAUGAAGAUUCUACAACCAUUUUUUCAAAUAUAGAAGUUGUACAUCAGUUUAAUAAGGGAUUUUUAGAGAUUAUCGAAGAAAAAGUAAAUAAUUGGCAUUUUAACCAAUCGAUCGGUGAAUCAUUUAGCUAUAUGGAAAGUGCAACCCAAUCUUACAGUACCUAUGUAAAUAAUUAUAAUAAUGCAAUCAAGGCAUUAGAGGAUGCUAAAAAAGAAGAAAAGUUUGCAGAGUUCCUUCAAGAAACUAGAGAACAAAAAGCCAAAGGUAUAGAGUUGGUUGGCUAUUUAAUCAUGCCCAUUCAAAGAAUGCCUCGUUAUGUUAUGUUGCUAGAGGAUCUCUUAAAGCACACACACCAACAACACUAUGAUUACGAGCACAUCGAUAAUGCAGUAAAGAAUUUAAAGAAGAUUACAGUCCAGUUAAAUGAAAGAAAGAGAGAAAGUGAAAAUAAACAAUCCAUUCAAGACAUUUACAUGAAAUUAGUUCCACCAGUCCAAGAUAUUCUCGUACCAGGUAAUAGUAUAGUAAUGCAAUCAAAAUUAAAGCAGGAUGGUGACAAAUUCUACUUUUUCCUUUUCAAUAGUGGUCUAUUAAAAGCAGCAAAACAUGAAAAUGAAUUACACGUAAAACAAUACAUACCAAUCAAAGAUAUUGUAGUCCAGUUAUCUGUGCUUCAAGAUGUACCAUCAUUAAAGUUCUUUAAUGCAUUCCAAAUUAAAAUUGAAGAUGAAAUGGUAUUGGUAUUUGCUAAAACACCUGAACAACGUCAAGAGUGGAUUACUGCAUUUGCACAAUUUACAAAAGUUCAAACUCAACGUACAAAAUCAGUUUUGAUGAUGAAUAAUCAUUUACGUAAAUCCACCAUCUCAAGAAAUAGUUUAGGUGGUAGUUUAACUCAAUCCCAAUCACCUUCUUUAAAUCACAGCAGAUUAUCAGUUUCAUCAGCUUCGUCAAAAAAGCAAUAG